Stegastes partitus (bicolor damselfish) is the source of this 2465-nucleotide messenger RNA. It is a transcript of the gene rab42b, whose product is annotated as RAB42, member RAS oncogene family. The transcript has 2 exons. Bases 446 to 1114 code for a protein of 222 amino acids. The record is from RefSeq and is a predicted model, not a curated record. Gene Ontology annotation, molecular function: GTP binding; GTPase activity. Lineage: Eukaryota; Metazoa; Chordata; Actinopteri; Pomacentridae.
GUCGGGAUCAGCGGCUCGGACGAGAGCCGGGUCGAUUUAGUGGGGCGCAUUUUUACCACACACCGAAUUUUGCAGAGGAUUUAAUGAACCAACAUGUUAAUGAGACUGAGAGACUUGUGCUGCAGUCAUCAAAUGCACAGGCGUUUGGGAUGGCUGUGAGCACAGAGUGAUUAAUAAGGAGUGGCUACUUGGUUGUUUCUCAACAUUUAGAAGAGCAGAGGUAGGGAACCAACUGGUGGGAAGCUGGUGUGGGAUUGCUUGACUCGGUUUCAUCUUCUCUCCAAUCUCUUCACCGACUGGCUGCUCACUACAUUCCUCUUUCCUAAUCUCACUGACAACCUGUUUAUGAUUUUUUUUUCUCUUCUCUGGAAUUUUUAUUCAUACCUUAAUAUCCCCGCUGGCUGCCUUCCUUGCCUUAACCGGUAUUUUCUCACUGUCAGCAACAAUGGACCUGACUUUGUGGCAGUAUCAGUUCAGGAUCAUCAUGUUGGGAGACUCCACCGUGGGCAAGUCCUCGCUGCUGAAGCGCUACACCGAGGACAUGUUCCUGGAAUCCAUCAACCAGACAGUAGGUGUAGACUUCUACGUCCACUUCCUGGAGGUGGAACCGGGGGUCCGCGUCAAGCUGCAGUUCUGGGACACGGCCGGUCAGGAAAGGUUCAGGUCAGUAACCCGCUCUUACUACCGCAACUCUGUCGGAGGCCUGCUGGUGUUCGACAUGACCAACCGAGCCUCCUUUGACCACAUUAAGGAGUGGCACGACGAGGUGAGCGAGCGAGUGCAGCCACACAGGGUUCUGUUCAUCCUGGUAGGUCAAAAGAGCGACCGGGAUGCUCACAGGGAGAGGGUGGUCAGCAGAGAGGAGGCCGAGAAACUGGCCGGGCAGCUGGGGAUGCCCUACGUGGAGGCCUCCGCAAAGACGGGCCAAAAUGUGAGGGAGUCCUUCGAGCUCCUCACUCGACGGGUCUACCAGGGUUUGUUGAGCGGCGAGGUAGAGCUGCAAGAGGGCUGGGAUGGAGUCAAGUGCGCGGCCCCACAGGCGCUGCAGUUAAAGAGAGCCAGCCUGUCGCAGCCCAGCACAGCCCCCAAGAACAACAAGAAGUGCUGUGAUUAAAGCGCGGAUUGGCACCGGUCACCCGUGGGCACUCGUGUUACUGUGGAGCCAAAACUGGCCGCCAGGAAGUUGAAUUUGUGGUGGCAUUUUACUGUAAUGUGAGACCAUCAUGAAACACGCUGCAAUUUUGCACCUUUCUUUACAACUUUAACCAUGUAAAAGACUGAUAUUGCUGUGAUUUUGUACAAUACUUUGACAUUCCUGAAAUGAGUAAGAAGUGUUGUCUUAAAUGGAAAGGUUUUCAUUUGUUUCAGGCUUUGAUAUUGACUUAUUUUUCCUUCUGCACCACCAGCUGGCGAACAUUUUUAUUUUAGGGUGACAAGUCUUGAGUACUAUUUAAAUGAUUGUUGUUUACAUGCUUAGGAUUUCUAAUGACUUUGCAGAAGCUAAUCUAAUGCUACCAUCAGGUCAAAAUUUCAGUUUGCCCGUUGCUUGUUUUAAGACCAGAAACUAAUUGACACUUAAAGCAUCAGCUUUGAGUUCCCAGUGUGCCCUACAAAGUGUACAGCCUCGUAAAGCUGCCAGUGAGGUCGUAGACAUUUAAUAGCAAAAUCUAUAGAUUUUUGUAUUUAGAAGACAUAUAGGUUCAUUCUGUUUUUGUGUGAGAUGCGAGGACCGCAGCAUUUCAGAUUAAUGGACUGAAGAGGUCAUUACUAAUCUCUGUUCAGCAGGGGCAGCCAUUGUAAUGGUGACCUCCAGUAGUUUGCGCUUUCUUCCUUCAUCAGCCUAAUAGGUGCUAAAGAAGUGACUGUAACAAAACCACAUUCAAUCUAAAUGCAGAGGAUAAUACCACACCUGCUCUGCUAUUGAUUUUUUGCACUUCAGCCCCUGUUCACUGGAAAAGUGGUUCCCACACCUGGGGUUCCGGACCGACGGUGUAUUUGAGAGGUCACAAGACAGUUAAAGGUAUUUCUUUGCCCUUUUUCUUCGGAAAUACUUUUUUAAAAUCCCUUUAGGAGAGAGUUAAGAAAUGAUUCCACCUGCUCACAGCUCAUGUCCACACUGAGGUCAUAACUUAGAACAAGGGCUUGCAAGCAACAGAGGGUGGGAGCCGACGCACUCCAAGGACAUUCUGCUUUUUUUCCCCCUCAAAAUCCAUUUCAGAACAUACAUCUGAUUCUUUUCUGUGUGAACUACUCUGUCUGUAAUAGGCAGCGGUUAAUGCACUGGGUCCCUGGAUUAAGAUCAUAGACAAAACCAUAGGCCUUUAUGCAGCCUUCAUUCUUCUGCACUCCAGCAGUUGCACGGAAAAGGCUUUGUUGCAUCGACCACUAAUUGCAAGGCAACUUAUGACUGAACUGUUUUCAGGUGCUGUUGUCUAAAAUUUAAUAAAUAAAAUCUCUCAAGUGCC